CGGAUAGCGCUAACCUUCACUUCUUCAAGUUUGGAAACUUUGCCCGUUGCAUCUGCGACAUCAAUCGUGUUCUCACCUGUAGGAUUCAUCGUCUUUAUUACACCGCGCGCUCGAUCGGCCGGUCCAUGGGUACUACGUCGCUUUUUCUCCAUCAUGUCCUCAUUACGCACCUUUUGGCGGCAUGCGCAUACAAAAUCCGGGGCCAUCAGUACCGGGACGCGUAAUCGAUCUGGGGCACUUCGUACAUUUCAGACGACAACAUCAAGGUCGAACACACGCGCAGCUGCAGGCCCCUUUUUCGGCAGGCGUCUAGGCGCAUGGGCGCUUGCAUCCGUCGUCGCAGGCGGAUAUACUUUUUACGGACAGACAGCGUUACAAUGCGACGCUGCAAGGCCCUUAUCACGCGAUCGCAAGGCUUUAAUCUCGUAUGGUGAGGUGCAGAAGCAUGCCACGGAGGACGACUGUUGGGUGGUCAUCAAUGGGCUGGUCUACAACAUGACUGAGUUUUUGGAAGCGCAUCCAGGAGGUCGAUCGGCCAUAUUGCAACAAGCGGGUAAAGAUGCGAGCGUCAAGUUCACGCUCUUGCAUCCGCCUGAUGCGAUUGGGACAUUGCCUCCAGAAUACUGCCUCGGACCAAUUGAUCCCGAUACACUCCCAGCACCGGAGGAGCAAGAACUCAUGGAUGAUGAGAAAUUGCGGCAAGAGGCACGGGAAGAAAUGCCUCCAGAAGGGCGCAUGCUCCUCGUCCAAGAUUUUGAAUACUGGGCGGAACGAGUGCUCAGCGCCACAGCUUGGGCAUAUUAUCGGAGUGCGUCUGAUGAGGAGGCUACGUUCUUGGACAAUCGCUAUGCCUGGCGAAGAUACUUCUUCCGCCCGAGGAUUCUGCGAGAUACGUCGCAUGGCUCGACUGCAACGACAAUCCUAGGGAUGCCAACAUCGAUGCCCAUCUUCAUCGCGCCUGCGGCAAUGGCCAAAUUGGGACAUCCGCUCGGAGAAGUGAAUAUCACCAAAGCGGCCGGACGAUCUGGUGUCGUUCAGGCAAUAUCUGCAAAUGCGAGCUGCGGUCUGGAGGAAAUGUUCAACGCGAGAUUGGAAGGGCAACCGCUUAUCUUCCAGCUAUACCUCAAUAAAGACCGGUCUGAAUCCUCGGCACUGGUCGAGCGCGUAACAAAGCUCGGUGCAAGCGCUAUCAUAUUGACUGUAGACGUCUGCUGGCAGUCGAAGCGAACGCUCGAUGUGAGAGAAAAGCUGAGGGAAGCGAGCGAUACCCCGGCGCCGCAGUCAAUCACGACGCCGACGGCUGACGCGAAGAAAGCGAGUGUCUCGGAGCAAAUUAGUGGUUACCAAGCCACGGAUUUGACAUGGGAUGACAUCGCUUUUGUGAGAAAGCAUACGCAUCUACCGAUCAUAAUCAAAGGCGUACAAUCCGUCGAGGAUGUCGAGUUGUGUGUUCAGCACGGCGCGCAGGGUGUCAUUCUUUCUAAUCACGGCGGGCGUCAGGCUGACUACGCUCCGGCGCCCAUUGACAUACUGUACGAACUUCGCGAACUGCGUCCCGAGCUUUUCUCCCAGAUCGAGGUCAUGGUUGAUGGCGGUGUACGCAGCGGCGCCGAUGUCGUGAAGGCACUUGCUCUGGGUGCAAGGGCUGUUGGCAUUGGCCGGCCAGUGUUAUACGCCAACGGCACACAUGGCGAGGAUGGCGUCGCGAGAUUGUUGAAAAUCUUCCAAGAAGAGAUCACCAACACAAUGCGAAACAUAGGCGCCAAUACAGUACAGGAUCUGAAGCCCGAAAUGGUCGGCCCUGUCGGACCUUGGGUGGGAAGAAACCGCCCGUCGUACGCACCGAAAAUAGAGCGAACACAUUGACAGAUAUCAGGUCGUAGGUAGCCUCCGUCGUAACUUCAUCAUAGUCUUAAUGAGAUGGUAACAGUCUCUCUUACUCUCGGGUGGAGAAAUUCUAUAGACCCACUCCAAUGCGGUGUCCGAAAAGAAAAGAGACGAUCUUGAAAGCCGCUUCACCGUUGGUCU
Molecule: messenger RNA, 2028 nt
Organism: Didymella exigua CBS 183.55
Lineage: Eukaryota; Fungi; Ascomycota; Dothideomycetes; Pleosporales; Didymellaceae
Exons: 5
Coding region: 154-1866 (570 amino acids)
Biological process (GO): lactate metabolic process
Molecular function (GO): L-lactate dehydrogenase (cytochrome) activity; heme binding
Source: RefSeq, a predicted model, not a curated record